This is a messenger RNA of Protopolystoma xenopodis, 354 nucleotides long. The record is from the annotation of a GenBank genome assembly. Lineage: Eukaryota; Metazoa; Platyhelminthes; Monogenea; Polystomatidea; Polystomatidae.
AUCGCCUGCCCUCGACUAAGCAUUGACUGGGGCACCGAGUUUCCGCGACCUCUAUUGACUGCUUACGAGGCAUAUGUUGCUCUCGGACUAGCUGGACCCCAACCACCUGGCUGGUAUUUACAGUCAGUCAGCCAUGAUAGAACAGCUACUCAAGUUGCCCUCAAUGAUGAUCUAAAUGAUGCCUACCCGACAGACUAUUAUGCCCUUGAGAGUUCGGGCCCUUGGACACCUAACUACAUUGAUCAUCGGCCUAAGCAAUUGGGCCUACUACGUCCUCGACAGCCCUUAGAGGCAAAAAUAUUUGUAUCUUCGAAGUCAGAAGAAGUUUGCUGUCGAAGUUUGGAUGAAUGCUAG